AUGGCUAAUGGCAGCGAGUCAGAGGAGCUGUCUGGCUCUCUAGCCCAGUCGACAGCUAUCUCUACUCACCUCAAGCUGGUACUACUGGGGUUUAUCAUUUGUGCCAGCUUAGCAGGCAACCUACUGGUUUCCCUGCUGGUGCUGAAAGACCGCUCCUUGCACAAGGCCCCAUACUACUUCUUGCUGGAUCUUUGCCUUGCUGAUGCCAUCCGAUCAUCGGCCUGCUUUCCAUUUGUCCUGCUUUCCAUCCGCAAUGGCUCAGCUUGGGCUUACAGUCUGCUGAGUUGUAAAGUAGUAGCAUUUAUGGCAGUUCUCUUCUGCUUCCAUGCCUCAUUCAUGCUCUUCUGCAUUAGUGUCACCCGCUACAUGGCCAUCGCCCACCAUCGAUUCUAUUCCAAGAGGAUGACUCUCUGGACGUGCAUUGCAGUUAUCUGCAUGGUAUGGACUCUUUCAGUUGCCAUGGCCUUUCCACCAGUCUUUGAUGUGGGCACUUACAAGUUUAUCCGUGAAGAGGACCAGUGCAUUUUUGAGCAUCGUUACUUCAAGGCCAAUGAUACACUAGGAUUUAUGCUCAUGUUGGCGGUGCUCAUUGUUGCUACACAUAUUGUUUAUGCCAAACUACUCCUCUUUGAGUACCGCCAUCGCAAAAUGAAGCCAGUGCAGAUGGUGCCGGCCAUCAGUCAAAACUGGACAUUCCAUGGCCCAGGGGCUACAGGUCAAGCAGCGGCCAACUGGAUUGCUGGAUUUGGUAGGGGACCAAUGCCACCCACUUUGCUGGGAAUUCGUCAGAACACCCAUACAGCCAACAGGCGCCUUUUGGGUAUGGAUGAGUUUAAAAGUGAGAAGAGGUUGGGGCGGAUGUUUUAUGGAAUCACCCUCAGUUUUUUGGUGCUUUGGUCACCGUACAUUGUGGCCUGCUACUGGAGGGUAUUUGUCAAAACCUGCAGCAUUCCCCAUCGCUACUUGUCCACUGCAGUGUGGAUGACAUUCACUCAGGCCGGGGUUAACCCUAUCAUGUGUUUCCUUCUCAAUAAAGAUCUGAAGAGCUGCCUACAGCUCCACAUCCCGUGUUGGAGGACGAAAGCCUUGCUACCGAGAGAGCCUUACUGCGUGAUGUAA
This is a messenger RNA of Bombina bombina (fire-bellied toad), 1119 nucleotides long. It is a transcript of the gene GPR173, whose product is annotated as G protein-coupled receptor 173. The record is from RefSeq and is a predicted model, not a curated record. Lineage: Eukaryota; Metazoa; Chordata; Amphibia; Anura; Bombinatoridae. The transcript has a single exon. The coding region runs from base 1 to 1119 and encodes 372 amino acids. Gene Ontology annotation, cellular component: plasma membrane. Gene Ontology annotation, molecular function: G protein-coupled receptor activity. Gene Ontology annotation, biological process: G protein-coupled receptor signaling pathway.